Messenger RNA from Acanthosepion pharaonis, 576 nucleotides. The record is from the annotation of a GenBank genome assembly. NCBI's taxonomy places the organism in Eukaryota, Metazoa, Mollusca, Cephalopoda, Sepiida, Sepiidae.
AUGCUUCUGUGGGCACAGCACGGUUUGCUACCACCGCCUUCGAUUCUACUCAGAGAGUUGCCGUGUCCUUCCUCUCUUGUAUUUACUCUUUUCACUUACUGUAUUUAUAACUUUCUCAUUCACUGUAUUUAUUUAUCUCUCAUUCACUGUAUUUAUUCUUCUUCAUCUCCCUCACUGUAUUUAUUUCUCUCUCACUCUCUUUCCAUCCCACUGUAUUUCUUUCUCUCUUCCCUACUGUAUUUAUUAAUUUAUGUCUCCCCACCGUACUUGUUAAUUCAUGUCUCCCCUUCUGUAUUUAUUAAUUUAUCUCUCUUCUCCACUUUAUCUAUUUCUCUUUCUUCCCCACCACAUUAUUUAUUAUUUUCUCACUCUCUCUCAUUUUAUUUAUUUUUCACUUGCUCACUAUCAAAUUUUAUUUAUUUCUCUCUCUCUCUCCCUCAUUUCAUUCAUUUCUCUCUUUUUCUCUCUCUAUCUGUCUCCCUCAUUUUAUUCAUUUUUCUUUCCCUAGUUCUCUCUCCCUCUCAUUAUAUUCAUUUUCUCUCUCUCUUUUUAUUCAUUUUUCUCUCUUCACUUUAA